This is a messenger RNA of Trypanosoma grayi, 537 nucleotides long. RefSeq lists its product as hypothetical. Bases 1 to 537 code for a protein of 178 amino acids. The record is from RefSeq and is a predicted model, not a curated record. The transcript has a single exon. Lineage: Eukaryota; Euglenozoa; Kinetoplastea; Trypanosomatida; Trypanosomatidae.
AUGAGGUUCUGCCUUGUUAUUGCCUGUGUUCUCCUCGCCUGCAGUGCGUCGGCGGUGCUGGGCGGCCACCACAACAACGACCGCAACCGCCACGGCCGCAAUCGUCAUGACCACGAGCACCAUGACCACAACGACCGCAAUCGUCAUGACCACGAGCACCAUGAGCACGAGGAGCAUGAGCACCAUGAGCACGAGGAGCAUGAGCACGAGCACCACGGCCACCAUCAUCGUGACGGCCCCAGCUUGGUGGCGCACUGCAGCAGCGACUACAAGCGACUUUGCGGUAUCCACAGUGGCUCGUCCUUCACUGAUAUGUGGCGGUGCUUGGUGUCCAACGUUGACAGCAUCAGCGAAAGCGCGUGCCAGGGGUGGAUGAGGGGCCUGGCCGCGUGCAAGAGCGCGACGGCGUCCCUGUGCGGCUUCGAAGCGCAGCAGCUGCACGAUAUACGGCGCUGCCUGGGGGAGGUGGGCUAUGUGAAUAUCCCCGCGGAGUGCAGGACCUCCAGCUUCUACAACAACUACGACAUCAACGUGUAG